GAAAGGAAACUUCUGUAAGCCAACACCGUCUUCUCCAGCUGAAGAUGGCUUUUAGUUACAACAGUGUGUAGUAGAAAUAAGUUUGUAUUUUCUUUUGUUUUGUUCGUCAUUUUUCCUAAGAUAUUAAUUUUUUUUUAUUUCAAUAAUUUACCACUCUUCUCAGAAUAGUAUCAUGAUAUAUCCUCUGGUUCUCAAGAAACAAAUUGAAACAAAACAAGUUGAAACCCUUCUCUCAGAUAAACUGAAGCGACUUUUAAUUUGAUAAAAUAACCUCGAGACUGUUUUAGAAGAAAGUAUUUUAAUUCUUCUAUUAUUGUGGUUGUUGUAGGUCGGCUGAAUGAUUUUAAAGGUUGCUAUUCGGACAUGACAUCUUAAAACAGCUCUCUCUCUCCCUCUCUCCUUUGUGUGAGAGAAAAGGUUAAACAAAUGGCUGUCUGUCUGCUUCAGAAGUAUUUCAAGGCAAACUUUAGUCUGGCCAUUUGCAAACGCCUCAGGGAAGGUCUACGCCAGCCAACGUCCAUCACGCCAAUCUCCUGUUGUUUCUAUUCCACAAGGUUAGCUGAAGUUGGUGUUCUAGAGAGACCCCGGGAAAGAGGUCAAGCUUAUGAAACUGGCCAGUUGUUUCUACAUAAAGUUUUUGGUUACCGAGGUAUUGUGCUCUUCCCAUGGUUAGCCCGUGUCUAUGAUCGUGACAUAGCAGCAAAAUCGAAAGAGAAGAACCCUGAAGAUGAUUCCACUGUGGUGGGCAAGGAAGUUAAAGGCUGCACCCAUCUCUAUUAUUUAGUUCUGGUGGAUUCCAGAGAUUGUCCCUACAUAAGAGCCCAAACUGAAGCAGUCACUUUCCUUGGUAACCAAGAAAACAGCCGAGCUUUGUACGCCAUCUCAGGUCUGGACUAUUUGGCCCAUGAGGACAUCCUGCCAUAUUCUACACAAGCAAAACAUCCAAUUCACCACGAGUUAUUUAAUAAAUUCCUCAGCCAUGACCCUGGUGGUUCCCCAGCAUUUGUGGCAAAGGACACACUGCGUGCAUGGCAAGAGAAAAACCACCCCUGGUUGCAACUGUCUGAUGUACAUCGAGAGACAACAGAAAACAUCCGGGUGACAGUCAUUCCUUUCUACAUUGGAAGUAGGGAUUCCCAACAGACUCAUGUGUUUUGGUGGCGCUACUGUGUUCGACUUGAGAAUUUGGGUGAAGAAAGCGUCCAAUUACGAGAAAGACAUUGGAGAAUCUUUAGCUUGUCUGGAACGCUAGAAACUGUACGCGGUCGAGGUGUUGUUGGCCAGGAACCAAUUCUGUCAAAAGAACAGCCAGCCUUUCAAUACAGCAGCCAUAUAUCUUUACAAGCACCAAGUGGACAUAUGUGGGGUACCUACAAGAUGGAACGUCGAGAUGGGACGGCCUUUGAAUGUCGGAUACCUCCGUUUUCUUUAGAGAGUAAAUCUGAUGACGCCAAUAACCCCCAUGGUUUAUUGGAUAGCUGACUGCUUUUUCUUCUUCUUCUUCUAGUUUGGGGACAGUAGGGGAGGGGAUAUCUUUGCGGGAAUUUAGGCUUCAAUAAUAAAUUGAAUAAAAUAGUAA
Messenger RNA from Octopus bimaculoides (California two-spot octopus), 1579 nucleotides. RefSeq names its product polymerase delta-interacting protein 2. Lineage: Eukaryota; Metazoa; Mollusca; Cephalopoda; Octopoda; Octopodidae. Gene Ontology annotation, cellular component: nucleus; mitochondrial nucleoid. Gene Ontology annotation, molecular function: DNA binding. The record is from RefSeq and is a predicted model, not a curated record. Gene Ontology annotation, biological process: error-free translesion synthesis.